Malania oleifera is the source of this 1063-nucleotide messenger RNA. RefSeq names its product FCS-Like Zinc finger 16-like. The record is from RefSeq and is a predicted model, not a curated record. The coding region runs from base 232 to 729 and encodes 165 amino acids. Lineage: Eukaryota; Viridiplantae; Streptophyta; Magnoliopsida; Santalales; Ximeniaceae. The transcript is spliced from 2 exons.
GAAAUUCGAAAAUUUCACAGGAUAAGGCUGAAUCUUGGAGCUGCGUGGGCAGGGCGACGAACCCCACUGCCGAUAAGACUCUCUUUCGCCUAUAUAUAAGAACUUCAGAGCUCUCCAAAAUUCCCUAUUCUUCUUCAUUCCCCGUCACAAUCUCUUCUUCGAGUUCCUUCUUCCUCGUCUCCCUCAUCUCGAAGCUUCUAUUUGUUCUCUGAAUCAAAGUACUCGCCGACAAUGGCUGGGCGCAAUCGCAUGUUCCGAUCUUCGAGCAUGGGCGAGGUGGGUCUGUUCAGCGCGAUCAAACCUAUCGAGCCCCCCGUGUUCCGUCCGGCGGCGAAGAAGAAGCCAUCCGCCCCCGCUGCCUCUCCGAAGGCGGAUAAACCCCGCCGGAGCGUUCUGAGUUUCGCGUCCCCGCCGAGGGAGCGGAAGGAUGAGUGGUCCAGAGAGGGCGUGGAUGAGCGACUCGGGAUGUUUCUCCGGGCUUGUUAUCACUGCAAGAGGUCAUUCUCCGAUAAGGAUACCGUCUUCAUGUAUGGUUACUUGCGGGCACUCUGUUCGAUAGAAUGUCGCGAAAAGCAAAUCGCCAUUGUUGAGAAAGAUCGACCCCCUUCUCCGGAAUCGACGAAGAUAGCUGCGGAAAGGUUCCUGAGAAAUGGUCUGGGGAGGAGAGGGAGUGACCCUCGAACUGCAAAGCUUGCCGCCGCCGCCGCCGCCGCCGCCGCUUCCUCCUAGUUAAUUUGGCAACCUGGAGUGCUGAAAUUUUGAAAUAGCUGGCCGCUUGCAACUUUGUAUAGAGAAGUAGCUCGCUUUACACUAACAAGUAAUAUUGUAAAUUUUUGAAUUCUGGCUUGUGAGAUUAGAUCGGAUUCUACUUUGAUUGUGUAUAAACGAAGAUGUUUUGGGUUUUUCCGGAUACCCAUUUUUGUUCACUCUGAGAUGAACUUUUGAAGAUAUAAUUCUUCUGAUUUGAUUUUGUGCAUAAAACAGAGAUGUUUUAGGUUUUCUGAAUACCCUCUUUUUGUGCUCUCUAAGAUUAUUCUAAUCUAUUUAGUUGAAUUUAUCUUUA